AUGGAGGCCAAUCCGUACUCUCCAUCAAAAACUGUUCCAGGGCCCUGGGACACAUCUGGCCUUUCCCCGCUACGUUUUCUUUCAUCCAUUCGUCCAUGUGCUUGAAAAUCGCCAUCGCAAGAUCCAUCCUCACGCCAUUGCCCGCUUGGGCAUGGCGUGCAUUUUUCCUCCGCUGCCACGCCCGUUUGCGGCAUUCCAUCUCUCCCAGGGCACUGGAGACAGAGGGGGCCGGGGACCAACCACCGACGCGAUAGCGAGCACUCUCCACCGUCAAUUUGAACGCUCUGAUCGUACGAGGACUUCGCGCCAUUUGACUUCUACCAGACUUCCACAGUCAGCCGCCAAGCCCGCUGCGGACUUGCUUCGGACGCUCGACGACCCCUUCGAAGUCAACGUCUGUCGUCAAGAUUUCAAGGGCCUGACGUAUGGCCAACGGCCGUUGGGGGUGCUCGCCAUGCAUUCCCGAUGGGGCUGGUACUCAUGUCCCGACGCUACAUGGCUGCAAGCGGAAUGUUCAGCCCUCGGCACUACACGCGUUGGUACGGUUUGUACAGGUGUCAAACGCCGCAGAUCGCCAGUCACGGGAGUUUUCUCUACAGCAUUCCUCAGACUUCUGCCACUUGUAGGGCCACAGCUGUAGGAAUGCCUCGCAGAAAGCGGAGGCUGGCAGUGUCUACGAGCUGCCUAUAUAUCCUGUGCCUGUUUGAUUCUGUUUGUUUUCCACAUCCUCGUGAUUGCCAGCGUGUUUG
Aplosporella prunicola CBS 121167 is the source of this 749-nucleotide messenger RNA. RefSeq lists its product as uncharacterized. The coding region runs from base 152 to 640 and encodes 162 amino acids. The transcript has 2 exons. Lineage: Eukaryota; Fungi; Ascomycota; Dothideomycetes; Botryosphaeriales; Aplosporellaceae. The record is from RefSeq and is a predicted model, not a curated record.